AUGCCUUCUAAAAUCGGUGCCCGGCUAGCCCGGCUGCUACCAAUGAUUGGCUACCACCACGUACUGAUGAUUAUCAUUGCGGUCGCCAUCAUCCUUCUAUCCCUAUUAUUGGCAGGAUGCUCGUCGUCCUCACCCCAGAUCCCUAGCAUAUUCCUGAUAUCACUAUACUACGAACGAUACUCGCCGACAUUCAACCUAGCGCAGGUAGAUCCUGGCGUGGUUACAGCAACGGCGAACAUCGUAGGAGGGGCCGAAAUGGAAGUCCGUGUGGGCUACUUCGGUAUUUGCGUGCAGCCAGAUGCGGGAUCAUAUAUUUGCAAUGCCAAUGCGACCGCCUUGGCCGAGAUUGUCACAGUCGAUCAAGACCCUCUGAACCUGAUUUGGGUUGCGUCAACGUUCAAAGAUGCUGUUGUGUUUCCGUACCUACUCAUCAUCGCCGUCAUCCUCGCCUUUUUCUGUUUCAUCCUGCUGGCUACCUUCCCUGGAUGGCACGACGAGCUCGAUGCUAGUGGUUCCGAAGUUGAAGCCAAGCCGUUUCCUUCGCGACCUGUCUCGCAAGCCGCCCUGGCUCUCAUCUUCGUCGCAUCCGUCUUCGUCCUCGUUUCCGUUCUCUGGCAACAUACCGCAUCCGUCGCCGCGAGCACCAUCGCCCAGGACAUGGGCAAUGGUAGUGUGAAGAGUGGUGUUGGCACCUCUGCCAUGGUACUGGGCUGGUUUGGGUUCGGUCUCAUGGUGGUCGUGACGAUAGGUCUUCUCGUCAUGAUUCUCAGCAUCAGCCUCAUCAGACAAUUGACGGACGAAGCAUAG
Aspergillus aculeatus ATCC 16872 is the source of this 807-nucleotide messenger RNA. Its product is annotated as Fig1 domain-containing protein. The coding region runs from base 1 to 807 and encodes 268 amino acids. Gene Ontology annotation, cellular component: mating projection tip; membrane. NCBI's taxonomy places the organism in Eukaryota, Fungi, Ascomycota, Eurotiomycetes, Eurotiales, Aspergillaceae. The transcript is spliced from 4 exons. The record is from RefSeq and is a predicted model, not a curated record. Gene Ontology annotation, biological process: conjugation with cellular fusion.